CUAAUUUCCCAAAUUGAAAACCCUAAGUUUCUAAUGAGAAACGCUAACCUACCCAUUUUCUUUUCCCUUCAGCCGCACCAUGCCCCCUUUCUUCCUAAAACAAUACACCCACAAAACAAAGAAAGAAACGUACAAACAGAGAGGGAAAGGAGAGAGAUCAGAAUCGGAGAAGAGGGAGGAGCUGCGCCGCCACCGCUCUGCGUCACACCCGGCCGUGUUUUGCUCGCCGUCGUGCCAUCCACCCACGCCGAGGAGGAAGAGAGAAACAGAGGAGAGUGGCGUCGCGUCUGCUGCGAGCUCGCCGCGGAGGAAAGCCGCCGUCGCCAUCGUUGUCCUCAUCAUGACCUGUCACCAUCGCUGGAGCCAGCCGCCUUCAUCGCCAUUCAUCCUUGUCGUCGCCAUCGCCGCUGGUCUGCAUUGGAGCCGCCGUCGAGUAGAACGCGAGGAAGAGGAGUGUCGCCGUUUUGUGGAGCCGUGUCGUCGCCGCUCAGCCCACUGCCGGAGACAGACGCGAAGAGGGAGUGGGAGUCACGAAGCCAGCUGCAUCCAGUCGCCGCUGUCGCGCCACUGACCGCCGCCGUUCCGCCGUCGCCGAACCACCGCGCUGCUGUAGCUGUCGCCGGGAAGGUUGUUGGAGCUUGCCGAGGAUACUGUUCUGAUUCUGAAGCAAUUCAUCCAUGUUACUACUCAUCUUUAUCCCUUGUUCUGCCUCUGCCUCUGAAUUCUGUGAGUUGCCGGAGCUCUCUGCCACUCGGAACCAACAUUGAGCUGCUCAGGAAACCACCCUUAGAACCACUACUGUUUUGAGAUUAUUGUAAAUUACCUUGCCGCCGCCGUUACUGGAGGUAGCUGCCAGCUCUAAUUGGAAACUGCUGCUAAGUCACCACCGAAGCUAAGAACAGGUGCUGGGAUUCGAUGGAGCACCGUUGCUGCUGUGAAUUCGUAAUAUUUGGUUUGCCGCGUUUAAAUUCUUCAAUUACGGCUAAUUGAGUGACACAGGUUCGAAGAUACAGUUUGAAGCUGCGGGCGAUUACAGAAUUUAUUUAUGAGUUAAAUGUAUGAGUUAAUUUGCUUUCAUAGAAUUCCCUCGCAUUUGUAGUUUUAGUUUUUUUUUUAUUUUACACAGAGGGAUAGGAUUUGUAUCUAAGUUUUAUUGGAAAUCUUUUGUAUGACAGAUAUUAUUAUUAGUAAUUAUGUGAUUAUUAUUACUUGGUGAUGCUUGCUAUAGGAUUUGAUAAAUAAAAACAAAAUUUUCUGGUAUUUUUACUAAAAUUGAAUCGCGAUAUCGAACUAGAGGCUCAAUAGUAAAUAGUUAAUAAAGGAAAGCAGGUUGGUAAUGCCUUACUUUCGGUACGAUCAUGACAUUCUAGAAGUUGGGUCGUUACAAUCCCUCUCAACAAUAAUGAAAGUUGUAUCUUAAUUCCACUUGGUCAACCUUUACCAGGGCAAAGGAAAGUCAAGGGACUAAUUAAAUUGACCUUUGAAUCCUAAUUAUUUCUUAAGAAAAUGUUGGG
This is a messenger RNA of Arachis stenosperma, 1514 nucleotides long. RefSeq lists its product as uncharacterized. The transcript is spliced from 3 exons. Bases 34 to 807 code for a protein of 257 amino acids. The record is from RefSeq and is a predicted model, not a curated record. NCBI's taxonomy places the organism in Eukaryota, Viridiplantae, Streptophyta, Magnoliopsida, Fabales, Fabaceae.